Molecule: messenger RNA, 612 nt
Organism: Protopolystoma xenopodis
Lineage: Eukaryota; Metazoa; Platyhelminthes; Monogenea; Polystomatidea; Polystomatidae
Source: the annotation of a GenBank genome assembly
AUGGUUACUAUACCUUCUGGCUAUACUCGAGCCUCAGCAACCGACGACCAUCCGAUAAAGCAUAACUACUUACACACCCAAUUACACAGACAUUCACAACACCCUUCGUCUGCGCAGCUUUUUGCUACCGGUCUGGACGUGUACAAUCAACUCAAGGGUGAUCUCAGCCUGUUUCCUUCUUCAUUGUCAACACCGCCGACACCACUAACUGAUCAGGGACGCUCGAGAGGGAUGUCUGGCAGGAAAUUCGCCUCUUCCGGACUAAGUCUUAGCCCGGUAUCGCGGAACUCUUCAAUUGCUUCUACUCUUUCCACAACCCUAGGCCAUUCUAGUCGACUGGCCACUCCGUCUUUCGAGUUCUCACUACCACCGGCUCCCCAACUUAGUCUGGAUGCACAGUCCACCGCCUCCUCCAUCUACGCUACCGUGGGUCGUAGCGGCGCCCUUCCACGCCAAAAUACAUAUCACGGCGACGUCCUUGUUGAGACGGACGAUGAUGCCACUCUGACGCGGUCUCGUGUGGCCAAUGCAACCGGCUGGCCGGCCGGCACAUAUCGGAGAUCGGGUUCUAGUAGCGCUGGUCGGUGGCUACAGACUACCUGGAAGGUCUGA